Messenger RNA from Macroventuria anomochaeta, 1658 nucleotides. RefSeq lists its product as uncharacterized. The transcript has 2 exons. NCBI's taxonomy places the organism in Eukaryota, Fungi, Ascomycota, Dothideomycetes, Pleosporales, Didymellaceae. Bases 364 to 1458 code for a protein of 364 amino acids. Gene Ontology annotation, cellular component: PcG protein complex; transcription regulator complex. Gene Ontology annotation, biological process: regulation of transcription by RNA polymerase II. The record is from RefSeq and is a predicted model, not a curated record. Gene Ontology annotation, molecular function: RNA polymerase II cis-regulatory region sequence-specific DNA binding; DNA-binding transcription factor activity, RNA polymerase II-specific.
GGAACAUGGUCCUAUGCCGCUAACAGGCGCUGCCGCCUCGCGGCUGGAAGACACCGUACCCAUGCUCAUGUCAUUCCCUGACUGGUACAAUUUCCGAGUCUGCCUUAUCCUCCAAAAGCCCACCGUUCGAACGGCUUGCUUCGAGAAGACACUGCCACAGCACUGCAAACAGACAUCCGAUCCUAGAUCUGUGGAGGCUUUUUACCACCUACGUCGUGCAGAUAUAUUCCGGUGCCUGGACGCCCUACAGUGCCACUCGUCACCAACCAUCACCACCAUCUUCGGAUCUACCUUCUAAAGACAUCGUUCGCCACUGUGCAUCAUAUUCAGUUUCAUAUUCUUUGACACUAACCCUUUGUCACUAUGCAGUACGCAGAGCAACCUACACCUCCUUUCAAUUCGCCCUAUCAGACGCAUGCACCAAGGUCAGACUCCUUACUUGAGCCACCCUACCUGUCCCCAAACCGGCAUGAAUCCACGUCAAAGUAUCCGCAAGGCCUUGGACUCUACAACUACCACCAUCAAGUUCCCACAACUCUGCCUCCGUCACCAUCGCCCUCAGAUUCCUGGUCUGGUCACGUCUCAACUGACGCCUCUCCUCUUAUGGCACACGCGAUUGCGGAUCCAUAUGCAUCAGGAGCAUUCGAGCACCCAAUCAUUCAAUCUCCACAACCUUGGAACGGCGCACAACUAUCGCCCCGGUCGUCGGUGUCGUCUGUCAUAAUGGUACCGGUGUACUCUCAUUCUGGAUCUGAUAACGCCUACCAUGAGAUGAGCCAAGGGAGGGGAGCGAUAAGCCUUGAAGGCCAUGGGUGGACUCAUGAUGCACGCUAUGUGCACAACGAGCCAACGCUUCCAUUAUCGCGGCAUCAUCCACUGACAGUUGCUCCUGAGAGACUCAACAGCACUAUCCUCCCUUACGAGAAUGCGUAUGGUUCGACACAGGUGGCCAAGCUCGAGUCUACACCCGCACCGGGAUACGAGAAUCUUGCUUACGUUCGAGCAUCCAGCGAGAGGAGCACUCGAACACGCACAGAAUACCCCCAGGCUUCUGUACACCAGGCCUCUGUAUACCGACAGCGUAGGCGCGGUCGCAGGCAAACCGGGCUUUCAACAGCCGCCUUUCGUUGCUACCGAUGCGACAAAGGAUUUGCACGUCAAUACAACUACAAGCAGCAUUUGGAGACUCAUAAAGAAAACCGAGAGAAGCCACAUGUCUGCCCUUAUGAGGAUUGCCCAAAGGCUUUUGUUCGUAAAACCGACCUAAAUAGGCACAACACAAGCGUUCACUUAAGGUACAAGGACUUCCAAUGCCAUAGGUGUACUGCUAAAUUUGCGCGGAAGGACACACGCACCAGGCACGAAGAAGAUGGCUGCUCCAAUCGCGGUCAAGUGUCCAGCUCAGAAACGAUGGAUGCAGAGUACCGACACCAUGCACACUACGCAUCGAAACUAUAGGAAAGGAGGAUGUCUGAAAAAUUGUAUGUGAGCGUGGGUGGUAACAUUUGAGCGUCAUUUGCUAUCUUGCAUUGUAGCGUUGGUUUGGCUUUCGGUGCAUUCAAGCUGUAGUUACUGGGUGGUAUUCUGCUAUUUUGUAUUUGUUCUGGGGGCGCUCUAGCAUUAGAGGUCAUACGUAUGACCUAGAGUGAGAUUCCUGC